Sparassis crispa is the source of this 1518-nucleotide messenger RNA. RefSeq lists its product as hypothetical. Gene Ontology annotation, molecular function: DNA-binding transcription factor activity, RNA polymerase II-specific; RNA polymerase II cis-regulatory region sequence-specific DNA binding. Gene Ontology annotation, biological process: regulation of transcription by RNA polymerase II. Gene Ontology annotation, cellular component: nucleus. The coding region runs from base 1 to 1518 and encodes 505 amino acids. The record is from RefSeq and is a predicted model, not a curated record. The transcript is spliced from 5 exons. NCBI's taxonomy places the organism in Eukaryota, Fungi, Basidiomycota, Agaricomycetes, Polyporales, Sparassidaceae.
AUGGACCACGACGAUCACGAAGCAGUACUGGACCUUUCCGAUGUCGUACACGACGAACCUCUGGGUGAGGAAGACGAGACUCACCUCGCUGAUACACAGCUACACCCCUUCUCCGCCCAUCCCAUUCUGGAUCCUGGUUUCAACGUGCUGCACGGCGCCGCGUCGGACGCACCGGAUUCGCACUUUUCUGUCCCCGGAAUGGGCAUGCCGUCGUUCUCGGUCGAACAGCUCGAGCGCGAGAUCGCAACCUUGCUUCACCAAAACGCGUCCGCGGCGUCGGUGGCUCUGCUCAAUGCGGCCCAGCAGAAGCAGGCGGAGGAGCACACACACGACGUGGCGGGUGAUGUAGGCCUCGCAGAGGGCCUUGGUGGGGUCCUAAGCCUGAACCUGAACGGUCUCGCAGCGGUGCUGCAGGCGGCGCAAGCCCAGGCAGCGGAGAACGAGCGCGUGGCGGAAGCGCUCGCCGCGGAGCACCCCGAGCUCGCACGUCGAAGAGAGGAGGAAGAGCAGGAGAAGAAGACCACCCGCAGUGCGCCCGCGUUUCACUCGCUUACUGCUGACCACAGUACACCACUGCUCUCGGGGAGCGGGAACGUCAGCGGGGCCGAGGGCUCGGAGUUUCUGUAUGAUGACGAAGGCGAGAGUGAGGGCGAUGACCUGCAGAUGCAAGGCUCGUCCAUGUCCCGCGUGAGGUCGCCAUCCGUACCAACUGGAGAACCCUCUCCCGGCCCAGCGGACUUCUCUGAUAUCACGGACAUACUCAAUCAUUUCACGCAAUUUGGUGGCGAACCAGAAGACACGCAACCGUUGCCCUCGGAAACACCGCCUCCACUAUUUCGCUACGAUACUCUCCCAUCUGAGGACAAUUGUGAGCCUGACGUCCCUUACGAUCAGCUAGAGCCCGACACUCCAGUAGCCUCCACAUCGUCCCGACCCCGUUCGGCAAGCGAGACCAAUGGGUCCCAUGGGACGAGGGAGAAGGGGAAGAAGAGCCCAGAGAAGAAUGACAAGGGCGACAAAUCCGCGCAGGAUCACUAUUGCGAGCAGUGCGACAAGACGUUCACCCGCAGAAGCGACUUGGGUCGGCACAUGCGCAUUCAUACAGGCGAGCGCCCAUUUACCUGCGAGGUUGAAGGAUGCGGGAAGACCUUCAUUCAGGUGAGGCUGCGCGUUUCUACGCUGUCACGUUCUGCGCUACAUGUUCACAUGCGGGUUCAUACGGGAGAGAAACCUCAUACCUGCGAAUACCCUGGUUGUGGGAAGACUUUCGGCGACUCGAGUAGUCUCGCGAGACAUCGCCGGACGCAUACUGGGAAGCGGCCAUACAAGUGCGAAGAUCCAGUGUGCGAUAAGACGUUUACCCGACGCACUACGUUAACCGCACACAUGAGAACACACGAUCCAACAUGGGAGCCAGAUCCAAAUAUAAAAUACAACUUCAAGGCGAAGAAGCCCAAGCUGGACAGCGGUGACGACGAGCAGGAGCUGGAAGAUUACGGCCAAGGGACAACGGCGUAG